Messenger RNA from Clunio marinus, 1763 nucleotides. The record is from the annotation of a GenBank genome assembly. Lineage: Eukaryota; Metazoa; Arthropoda; Insecta; Diptera; Chironomidae.
GCUUUUAUCGUUCUUUGGUUUUAGGAUAAACUCUUCAUUUCGUAUUUCUAUUGUAAAAUUUUAAUUUUCAGUCAUAUAGAGUUUUAAAUGUCUUUUAAAGAAUUAAUAAAUGAGAUCAGAAGAUCAAAUGCUGCAAAAGCACUCUUCUGGCUUCUUGUUGCAUUGAGUUGUUGUAUAAUAAUUGUGGUUGCUUUAGAUUCGUUGGAAGAACCUGAUCAUGAUAUCUCACCAGUCAUGGUUGAGUUUGCUCCAAGACCAAACAAAGGGUCAAUCAUUUAUUAUAAAUACAAAAUCGCCCAUAGUUGGAAACGUUGGACAAGUAAAAUUGAUCAUUUUCUCGCCUUUUACAAGAAUCCGCCUAACAAUACCGUCGAAUGUAAUUUUGAACAAGAAUUGACGUCCAAUCAGUCAUGCAAUGUUGAUUUACAACAGUUUGAACCUUGUAUCAAUACACACAACACCUACGCCAAAGCUUCACCAUGUGUUUUCAUUAAAUUCAAUAAAGUCUUUGAUUGGCUUCCACAAUACUACGAAAACUUGAAUGAAACUGAAUUUGGAACAGAUUUUACAAACAAAAUUGAAAACAAUUUUGCAAAAUAUCAUCCAGAAUAUCUCCAAACUGUUUGGGUUCAUUGUACUGGUAGAACGGAAAUGGACACAAAUUUACUUGGAGAUGUGAAUUAUAUUCCAUGGAUGGGCUUUCCUGGUUAUUUCUUCCCAUACAAAGGCCAAGAAUCUUACAUGGAACCACUGAUAGCAAUUCAGUUCACUAAUCCAAGAGUGAGAAUAUUUCUGCUUAUUUUAAUUGUGUUUCUCAUCUGCGUGGGUGUUUAUAUCCUCGUGAGAUCAUCCUCAUUAAUGGAUUAUGAUGAUGAGACGGGGUCGAUUGAAGUUAUUCCUAAAUUCGAUCAAGGAAAUUUCAUCCGAUAUUCAUCAUCAAACAGAGAAAGCAUUCUGGGAGUGUCAAGGAAAAUCGAUGAAGCAUUGAAACCUUACAACAGCACAAGCAGCAAUUUAUAUCGCGGGUGUAAUUUCUACAAUCAUCCACCACUUGGAAAAACUUGUGAUGUUGACAUAAAAGCUUUCGAUCCAUGCAGCAAAGAACGCUAUUUUGGUUACUUAAAAUCGACGCCUUGUGUAUUUUUAAAAUUAUCGAAAGAUGCUGAAUGGGUUCCGGAAUUUUAUAAUGAAUCGUCACUGCCUGAAGAAAUGCCUGAAGAUUUGAAGCGAGAUGUUUCGGAUUAUGUUAGACAAAAUAAAAGACAUGCACAAAUAAUUUGGGUCUCAUGCGAAGGCAAAUCACCGGUUGAUAAAGAAAAUAUGGGUCUGAUCACAUAUUUGCCACGACGUGGUUUCCCAGGUUUCUAUUAUCCUUGCUCGAGUAAAAUUGCUUGUACCGAACCGCUUGUUGCAAUUCAAUUUCAGAGUCCGAAAUCUCAAGUAUUGAUCAACGUACAAUGCACAAUCUGGGCAAAGAAUCUACACAAGAAAGUCGAUUUCGAACUUCAAAUAGAUUAAAUAUAUCACACGUCCACUAGUCAUUACAUCAUCUGAUCUUUUUCAUCACUUAAGGUCACCAUUAUUUCAUAAACCAAAGCACAUGUUGUUAUUAAACCAGCAGAUAUCAUGCCAAAUCGGUCUCAUGUUUAAUUUUUGCUAUUUAAUACACAGGAAAAUCUAUUUUUAAUAUUUGUAUGUUGAUGUUUCACACCAGAUGGAUUGCAAUAAAGUCAGUAGUUUAGUUUCCAAGACAUUAGAAAACA